GAAGCCCAUCUCACUCUAAUGAACAACCUCUCCAUCUCCAAAUCCUACCUCUCCAUCUCCAGCCCCGGAACCCAUCUCGUCCCAGGCAACGACACUCUCGCACGCAGCCUAACCCGCGACUGCAACAUUUACGCUUCCAAUUUAAAAAAAUCCCACCCUAAUCGAUUCGGAUAUUUUGCAGCUUUGCCUCUUCCCGAUAUCUCAGGAAGUUUGCAAGAAAUUUCUCAGGCGAUAGAAGAAGGUUGUGAUGGAUUUGUUUUGAUGACGAAUUCGCAUGGAAAGUAUUUGGGAGAUGAAGAAUUGAAUCCUGUUUUUGAGGAAUUGAAUCGGAGGAAAUGUUUGGUGUUUAUUCAUCCUACUACUCCGCAAUGUCCUUGUUCUUCUUCUUCUUCUUCUUCUUCGCCGGAAGGGAUUGCUGCAAAGGGAGGAGGAGAGGUACCAGUAAAAGCUACGCCGUUUGCGGGAAGAAUGCCGAAUCCCAUGUUGGAGUUUUUCUUCGAUACGGCUCGUGUGGUGACGAAUUUAUUCAUGAGUGGGACGAUUCAACGAUGUCCCGAUUUGAAAAUUAUUCUUCCGCAUUUGGGAGGUGCGGCGCCGAGUUUGCUGUCGCGUUGGACGGGGUUUAGUCAAUUAGUUCCGGGGCCGUGGGAAGGUAUGGAAGAGGCCAAAGUGGUGGAAGUCUUUCGGAAGCAGAUUUGGUUCGAUAUGGCGGGUUUUGUAUUUCCGAGUCAGAUUCGAGGGUUGAUGGAUGGCGUGGGAGUGCCGCAUACGAGAUUGUUGUAUGGGUCGGAUUUUCCGUUUACGCAGAGUGAUGGGGUGGAGUUGUUGUUGGGGCAGAUGGAAAAGGGCGUCAAGGAACUUUUUAAUGAAGAGGAAAUUGAGGAUUUGUAUACUAGGAAUGCGCAGAGGCUGCUCUCGAGUGGUGAAGCGUAGUUACCUACCUAAUUAACUACAUGUAAG
Molecule: messenger RNA, 960 nt
Organism: Sphaerulina musiva SO2202
Lineage: Eukaryota; Fungi; Ascomycota; Dothideomycetes; Mycosphaerellales; Mycosphaerellaceae
Product: amidohydrolase 2
Exons: 1
Coding region: 19-933 (304 amino acids)
Biological process (GO): secondary metabolic process
Cellular component (GO): cytoplasm; cytosol
Molecular function (GO): carboxy-lyase activity; hydrolase activity
Source: RefSeq, a predicted model, not a curated record